AUGGGGGACGCCCCGCCGUCGCAUCGCGCGAAGCACAACGCGAGCGACGAGAGCAGCAGCGAGGACGCCAACGAGGGCGAUGGCAACGAGCUCAAGAAGAAGCGGAAAAAGGUGCGCCUCUCCCACGUACUGCUGCGCGCGGCCUCAUUGUCAGGGCAGAAGAAGAACCACGAGCGGACGUUCUUCGCGCAGACGAAGCACGACGACGAGACGGCGGCGCAGAGCGGUGCGGCGGUGCGGGAUGCGCAUCCACCCGGCAAGAAGUAUCGUCUGGCGGACACGAUGAAGGCGAUCAUCUGGCAGCUCGUGUGUCUGAGCAAUGAGGUUGUGCGGUUGGAGAACGGGAAGAAUAUUCUGGAGAACAGCAACCAGGUGGUGAGUGACCAGGGUGUACGGAAGACGCUGCACCAGAAGAUCCCCCAUGCCUUACUGGGUCUAGUGAGCUUCAUGAAGAAGAAAUACGCGAAAGAGGUCAUCGAGAAUGAGGCAUGAUCCCCGCUUGCCGUACCUCCUCUCUGCUUCGCCUGCGUCACUCGUGCAUCUACACUACUUCUCUGGUCUUGUGUGCGUUCGUCUA
Messenger RNA from Rhodofomes roseus, 577 nucleotides. RefSeq lists its product as uncharacterized. NCBI's taxonomy places the organism in Eukaryota, Fungi, Basidiomycota, Agaricomycetes, Polyporales, Fomitopsidaceae. The record is from RefSeq and is a predicted model, not a curated record. The transcript is spliced from 4 exons. The coding region runs from base 1 to 492 and encodes 163 amino acids.